AUGCUGGUGAAAGUAGCCUUCCACAGGGAGCCUGAACUGCCUUUCCACUUGCUUAAAGGUAAGUAACUACAUGUAGUAAGCACUGACUUGUUAAUAAGCGGUUGUGUUCGUCCCCCCCCCCCAUUUUUUUGCACUCCAGCAGUUCAAGAACAGCCUUUCUGUAUACCUGUUUCCAAAUACUGGUUCUUGUUUUUAUUUAUUAAAUCAGUGGCUUAUGUAGCUGUGCAUGUUCACAGCCUCCAAAAGCAAAUUAUUGUUUUCGCAUUAAGUGUUUGCCUUUUUUUAAAAAAAAAAAAUUACUGCUAAGUAGAUAACAUGUUCUCUGAUGUUGGUUGAUUGAUGCUACUAUACAAGCCUUUUGGGAAACAGCUGUUGCUAAUAAGAAGCAUUAUAACAAAAUAAUUGGGUUUCUUUCUUCAAGAAACAUUUUGUACAAAUGCUAAUGAUGUUGUUUAUUUUCCUUCAUAAACAUUUUCAGAGACUGUUCUUUUAUCUGCUACAGCAAAUUAUAAUAGUGAUGGUUUAAAUAGAGAAAGACAAAUUGUUCUUAGGUUUACAGCAGGAAAAUUCUCCUUUGAUAUAUAUUUGGCUGUGUGUUCCCUUCUGCAGUUGGGAGUACUCUACUCUGCUUUUUUUAAAAAAAUAAAGAAAUCCUGAGCCCACAAAGACUUCUUUUUUAUAUUACUAUUGGCUCUAUUAAUGUGUUUGUACUGUAUUGUCCUUGCGCAGUGAUGCUUUGCCCCGAACAGGGUGUGCAUCAGGGAAAAGUGGGGUGGGGUGUAGUGAGAGCCCCCCAGGACACAAGUGUCAGUCAAGGGCAGGGAUAAUGUGGUGGUACAAGAGAGGUGGGGAAAACAGUGGCCAUUGAGGCAGGAUGAUGCUGCUUGCACGAGAGAUGGAGCCUUAGGCAAAUAAGAAAGUGACAGCAUGUAUCAGGGAUGUGGGGGGAGGGAUUGUCUCUUGACCCACUGAUUGGCAAGGUGUGGGAAGAACAAGGGAGACUGUGUCCCUUGGCGCAUACCAGUCAAAUCACUGUCUGCAGGGCUUUAGUGAAGCUGUAAUAAGGGAAGCGUUUACACAAAUGUCUCUUAAUGAGUCAGACUUCAAUUUUUUGAAAAUCCAAGAGCAGGUAAAUAUAUGCUUUCGUGUGCAUGCACAUUUUUUGUAUCUGAAGAAGUGUGCAUGCACACGAAAGCUUAUACCCAGAACAAACUUAGUUGGUCUCUAAGGUGCUACUGGACAAUUUUUAUUUUUUCCCCAACUGCGUCAGACCAACACAGCUACCUACCUGAAUCAGGUAAAGAUAGAUUCCCUGGCUUGGAUCCUAAGAUACAAUAAGGGAGUUUACAGAUGGAAAGUUUUCCCUUCUCUUCCCUGCAGCCUUCUGCACAUACACCCUCCAGGCAGUUGGACAGAUUCAGGGGAGGCAUGAGGCCUGCCAUCUUGUCAGGGAGCAACCUGUUAUUCCUUUUUUUUGGAAAGGAACUCUGCCAGUAAGGCGGGUGGGAAGCCUCCCCCACCUGCUACAGAUUCAUCAUAGGCCAUGUUCCUGGCCAGCGCUUCUCAAGAUUUUGUACUGACUUGCCUCACACCAACAUACAGUGGUACCUCGGGUUACGUAUGCUUCAGGUUACAUACGCUUCAGGUUACAGACUCCAGUAACCCAGAAAUAUUACCUCAGGUUAAGAACUUUGCUUCAGGAUGAGAACAGAAAUCAUGCAGCAACGGCGCAGCGGCAGCAGGAGGCUCCAUUAGCUAAAGUGGUACCUCAGGUUAAGAACAGUUUCAGGUUAAGAACAGACCUCUGGAACGAAUUAAGUUCUUAACCCGAGAUACCACUGUGCAAACCUGAGGUGUAGAUCCUCUGUAGGGCUAUACUAGAGCUGAGACUGGGUCCAGAUAGUCAUUUGGUGACUAGGCCUUACUGCAUGAAUAUUUAUUUGUGUGCUGGUUCCCAGUAGUCAGCCCCAACCAGUGCUGACUCCAUGUAUUGCCAGGGUUUUUUGGCAGGCGGGGCGGGAAUACAAUGGUACCUCAGGUUAAGUACUUAAUUCGUUCCUGAGGUCCGUUCUUAACCUGAAACUGUUCUUAACCUGAAGCACCGCUUUAGCUAAUGGGGCCUCCUGCUGCCACCACACCACCAGAGCACGAUUUCUGUUCUCAUCCUGAAGCAAAGUUAUUAACCCGAUGUACUACCCACGACCUGAUUGUGGAUGGAGGAUUUGACCUGGCAUGUGUGACAGAGACCUGGUUGGAUGAAGCAGAUGGGCCCGUCCUUGCCGCUGCUUGUCCACCAGGUUUCUCUUACGCACAGCAACCCAGGCCUUGUGGGCGGGGAGGGGGGUUGCAGUGAUUUUUAGGAAGUCUUUAGUUUGCACCAGGCGUCCUAUUGGAAAGACCCAGUUCUCUGAGUGCAUGUUCUGGAAGUUGGGCAAUAGGGGCAGUACAGGAUUCCUAUUGGUGUACCGACCUCCCCGCUGCACCAAGGAUUCCCUGCCCGAGCUGCUUCAGGUUGUGGCGGAUGUCCUCCUGGAGACACCUAGUUUGGUUAUCCUAGGGGACUUUAACAUCCAUGCCGACACGACCUUACAAGGGGCCGCUCGGGACUUCGUGGAAAGCAUGGCCUCCAUGGGGCUGUCCCUGAAUAAGUCUGGCCCAACUCAUAGCCACGGGCAUGCCUUAGACCUGGUGUUCACUUCUAUGGAUGUUGGUGAUCUGACAUUAAGUAAAAGCGAAACCAAAGAAGUGCCAUGGUCAGAUCACUUCCUGGUGCAACUGGACUUCUCCGUGACCCUUCCCCUCUGCAGGGAGGCGGGACCGAUUCAGAUGGUCCGCCCCGCCACUUAAUGGAUCCAAAUGGUUUCCAGAGAGUGGUAGGGGAUGUUUUAUCCCAUGUUGAUGGCCUUUCAGCUGAUUCCCUGGUGGCCCGCUGGAAUGUGGAGUUAACCAGGGCUAUUGACUGUUUGGCUCCAAAGCGCCCUCUCCGAUUGCAUGGAGUCCGGACAGCCCCGUGGUUUUCCACGGAUCUGAGGGCAAUGAAACAAUCGUUGAGACAGCUAGAGCGCCGGUGGCGGAUAACCCAUUCUGAAUCUGACCGGACACGGGUUAGAGCUCAAUGUCGAGCCUACUAAGUGGCGAUAGCGACGGCGAAGAAGACUUUCUUCACCGCCUCUAUUGCAUCUGCGGAAAACAGCAGCAGGAGACUCUUUCAGGUGGUUCGCAAUUUAGCGGAACCACCUGCUCCAUCAGGGCCCAGUAGCGGCCACAUGAUCUCCUGCAAUGACUUUGCAAAGUUUUUGCAGAUAAAGUCGCUCAGCUUCGAGAAGAGGUAGACUCCACCGUGGGAGCAGGGCCGGGGCAGGAGAGUGCUAGAGUCCUGUCUAGUCAAGUUGUGUGGGAUCAAUUCCAAUCUGUUACCCCGAGGAUGUGGACAGGCUGCUUGGACGAGUGAAACCAACCACUUGCCUCCUUGAUCCUUGCCCAUCCUGGCUUAUAAAAGCUAGCCGGGAAGGACUGGGCGAUGGGCUUCGUGGGGUGGUGAAUGCUUCCCUCCGUGAGGGAGCCUUCCCAGACCCGCUGAAAGAGGCGGUUAUUAAACCGCUUCUUAAAAAAAACAUCUUUAGAUGCGGCCACGAUAGCCAACUAUCGCCCAGUCUCAAAUCUUCCAUUCUUGGGCAAGGUGAUUGAGCGAGUGGUUGCUGAACAACUCCAGGCACGCCUGGAAGAAGCGGACCAUUUGGAUCCCUUCCAGUCGGGAUUCAGGCCUCAUCAUGGGACUGAAACUGCCUUGGUCGCACUGGUUGAUGAUCUCCGGCGGGCUAGGGACAAAGGUGAGAGCUGUUUCCUAGUUCUGCUGGAUCUCUCAGCGGCAUUUGAUACCAUCGACCAUAACAUCCUUCUGGACCGUCUUGAGGGGCUGGGAGCUGGGGGCACUGUUAUACAGUGGUUCCGCUCCUUCCUCCUGGGCCGUGUUCAGAAAGUGGUGGUGGGGAAUGAGUGUUCAGACCCCUGGGCCCUCACUUGUGGGGUGCCUCAGGGUUCUGUCCUCUCCCCCAUGCUUUUCAACAUCUACAUGAAGCCGCUGGGAGAGAUCAUCAGGGGAUUUGGGCUGGGUGUUCAUCAGUAUGCAGAUGAUACCCAGCUCUACCUCUCUUUCAAAUCAGAACCAGUGAAGGCAGUGAAGGUCCUGUGUGAGUGCCUGGAGGCGGUUGGAGGAUGGAUGGCGGCUAACAGAUUGAGGUUGAAUCCUGACAAGACAGAAGUACUGUUUUUGGGGACAGGAGGCGGGCAGGUGUGGAGGAUUCCCUGGUCCUGAAUGGGGUAACUGUGCCCCUGAAGGACCAGGUGCGCAGCCUGGGAGUCAUUUUGGACUCACAGCUGUCCAUGGAGGCACAGGUCAAAUCUGUGUCCAGGGCAGCUGUUUACCAGCUCCAUCUGGUACGCAGGCUGAGACCCUAUCUGCCUGCGGACUGCCUCGCCAGAGUGGUGCAUGCUCUGGUUAUCUCCCGCUUGGAUUACUGCAAUGCGCUCUACGUGGGGCUACCUUUGAAGGUGACCCGGAAACUACAACUAAUCCAGAACGCGGCAGCUAGACUGGUGACUGGGAGCGGCCGCAGAGACCACAUAACACCGGUCUUGAAAGACCUACAUUGGCUCCCAGUACGUUUCCGAGCACAAUCCAAAGUGUUGGUGCUGACCUUUAAAGCCCUAAACGGCCUUGGUCCAGUAUAUCUGAAGGAGCGUCUCCACCCCCAUCGUUCUACCCGGACACUGAGGUCCAGCACUGAGGGCCUUCUGGCGGUUCCCUCACUGCGAGAAGCCAAAUUACAGGGAACCAGGCAGAGGGCCUUCUCGGUAGUGGCGCCUUCCCUGUGGAACACCCUCCCACCAGAUGUCAAAGAGAACAACAACUACCAGGCUUUUAGAAGACAUCUGAAGGCAGCCCUGUUUCGGGAAGCUUUUAAUGUUUGAUGUAUUAUAGUAUUUUAAUAUUCCUUUGGAAGCCGCCCAGAGUGGCCGGGGAAGCCCAGCCAGAUGGGCGGGGUAUAAAUAAUAAAUUAUUAUUAUUAUAUUAUUAUUACUAUUUCUGGGUUAGCAGAGUCUGUAACCUGAAGCAUAUGUAACUUGAAUCGUAUGUAACCCGAGGUACCACUGUACAUGGAGUGCUUCUUGUUACCAUUGCAGUUGUUUGUUAGACCCAAGAAAGAGUGGACAAAAGGGUUGAAAUGGUAAAAGAAAAGUGCACAGUGCUGUUGUGACUGAGCACUCUGCCUGACCAUGUUGAUUGUUGAUGCCAUGCUGACCCUUAAUCAGCAAAAUGUCCAUUAAUAUCUCUUUUGACUCUCUUUACCCCACUAUUUGUUUAUUAGGAUAUUAUAUUUCCACCAGGUGUUUGGAACAUAUUUGAGUUGCUCUUAUCCAAAUGGCAUCCUUCUCUCUCUCUCUCCCCACCCCCACUCCAAUCCAAGCACUUGGGGUGGUGAUUACACGAGGGCAUCUUGUGCAUUACAAAUGUAGAAAAUAGGGUGGGUCCUUGAUUCACGUUACAGUGCUUCCAAACACCCAGCAAUAAUGUUCAAAUAAAUAAUGUUUCUGGCUAUUCGGAAAUGAAGUGAGUUAAACCUGUGCAUUUGUUUGUUUAUUCUUCAUUCGCCAUUUAAGGAGCUGGCAAACAUUCCUCCAACCUUACAAAGACUGCCAGUCAUUGCUCAUUCAUUCAGCAUAUUGCACCUCAAGAUGGCACUCUUGAACUACUCAGCUUUUGAGGGAUAUACUGAUUAAGAAUUACUCACAGCAGGAAACUUUCAGAAAACAGGAUAUCUUAGGGAGGUCCAACUUAAGCAGGAACAACUGCCGCAAUGUUCAAACAGAACAACCACAUCAGACACUGACAGCACGACUUACUGAUAUUUAUAUACCAAGGAUUAUACUUCUUCCAAACGCUAGCUGAAACUAUUCAUUACAAUUGAAAUUACUGUUGUUAUAAGCUAAAGGCAGUUUUAACUAACCACUGCAAAAAGGGAAAUGCUUUCAUCUUGCUUCUGAACUCUGUAGCCCCAAAUUUUAAUGAUAUAAUUCUUUAUAUGAUGUGAAAAUCGCCUACAAUAUGUCUUUAUUAUUUUCUUUCAGAAGUCUGUUGCAUUUUAAAUAAAUAAAUAAAUAAAUAAAUAAAUAAAUCUGGAUUAGAAUUACAGAUCUAGUUGUGACCAGGUUGCUGAACUGCAUAUAUAGAAUUGAGGAGAACAGUUGGAAUGGCAUGAGAAUACCUUCUUAUUUCUUCCAGAUUUUAUCCUUCAUUCUUUCCCUUCAUUGCAGUGUCCAGGGAAGUGCUCUUCUGACUUCCUGGAAGAGGGAAGCAGGGCUUCUGAAUUCAAAGUGUGAUUUUUCCCAUCCUCUCAAUAUUCCGUUUGCCUGGGCCAGCAUUUGGAGUGAGGAGAGAAUAUAUAGCAGGGAUCACCACAUAUUUGGUCCAGUGGACAUAUUUGGAAUUUUGGGAAAGUGCCAUGGACACCGGUCACAAAUUAAUGGCAGUGGGGCAUGUCACAGCACAAAAUGGCUGCCAUGGGUGCAUGGCAUAACACAACAUGGCUGUCAGAAAGGAGAAAUGGAUCACAAAAUAGUGGGCACCAUGUUGGAUACCUCUGAUAUAUGGUAUCAUCUGGUCUCAUUUGGUAGAAGCUCCAUGAGAAACUUCUCAGUGUAUUUAAUGCAGAGUCAGAAUUAUGCACCUUGAUUACAACUUUCCAUGCAUUUUGGCGUAUGUGAUUUUGUAAGCACCUUAACAAUUGCCUUAAACCAAAGGCAUGCGCACACACAUGCGCACACACACACACACACACACAAAAUAUAUUUUUGAAAACCAAUCUAUCAUAUCUAUAGCAAGAAAUAGAAUGCCUUCCUUAGUACAGUGGUACCUCAGGUUACAUAUGCUUCAGGUUACAGACUCUGCUAACCCAGAAAUAGUGCUUCAGGUUAAGAACUUUGCUUCAGGAUAAGAACAGAAAUCGUGCUCCGGCAGUGUGGUGGCAGCAGGAGGCCCCAUUAGCUAAAGUGGUGCUUCAGGUUAAGAACAGUUUCAGGUUAAAAACGAAUCUCAGGAACGAAUACUUAACCUGAGGUACCACUGUAGUUGGUUUAUAAUUUAAUCAACAAUAAUACCUAUACAUUGACAUAAAUUUAUUGUUUCUACAAUUCUCAUUGGCCAUGCUGCCUGGAGCUGAUGGAGUUGUAGUGCCAACAACAUCUGGAGGACCUCAGGUUCACUAUCCUGCUCUGUAAAAUGCAAAAUGUGCUAGCAUUAGUAUUAAGGAGGCAGCAGUAUGCAUUGCCACUUGACCUGAUUUCCAGAUGAAAAGAUAUGCAGCAGGUGGGUUGUGUCCAAUUUUCUAAUGAUUUGUAAAACUUUUAUGAGCUUUAGCUGAUGAGUAAGCUUUUCAGCCCUAGCUGGGUCCCAUAAGUUUCCAUACCACAGAUUUAAACUUGAAUCCUUCAAAGUCUUCCAUUGCUGUGCCACAUAAAUCCAUGCAACAGUCACUGUGAAUGUCAGCAGUUCAUUAGAUUUUGUGGCCUCAUUAGGGGAAACAAUAUCCAUUUUAGCUUUCACAAGGGCCACCUUCAACCUUGUUGCUAAAAUGAAACCUUAUCUUGACUCAGCUUCACAUGUACCCACAGCUUUAAGGAUUUCGUGCUGUUUUAUGCAGGGACACGACUGGCCCGUACGGGCAGGGGUACCUUUACCUUUAAUGUUGCGUUGUUUUAUAGAAAGGCUAAUGGUAGAAGCAAUUGUGGUUUCCCUAGGCAGCAUUAAAAUGUCCUGUUAAUGACUGCUUGUUGCUGCUUUUCACUGACAGCUGUAAACAAACAUACCAAGGACAGAAGUAUUAAAAAGGCUGAAAGGAAAGGAAACGAAGCGCAAAGACCUUGGCAUUUGCAGACCUUGUUUUGCACAUGCAGGUAAAGUGCUCCAAUUCAAUGCCUGAAUAUUAGAACGUAUGUUAACUCUGGUGACAAUUAUUGGACAGAAGAAUCAGUUUGCUGCAGCAAAAUGUGAAUAUUUUAAUGGAUUUCAAUUUAGCAAUUUGAAGACUGAAUACAUCCCAAGAAAAAUAAAGGGCUGCAAAUCAUAAACAUUUCAUUUCACUCAUCUCCUUUCCAAGAAAAUACUAGAAAUGUUUGAACUCCUCUACAUAUAUCUCUAUCUUUUUUUUUGUCCAGAUGAAACCACCAAAGAAAACUUCAGCCACAAUCUCAUUAAAGUCAGAAUAACUAUUGAGGAACCAUUUCCAAAACCCAUGAAUGUGCCUGAAACUAGGCCCAGAAACCACAAGACUAUAGAAAAUAAAUGUUGUUCUUCAUUUGGUGAGUUUGCAGCACAUCCUUGAAUCUGUUUUCUACCUUUAAUUACGGAGAUGAGUAUUUCUUAAGCUCAGGUUGAGGUAUUUGAAAAACCAAAGGAUUUGAAAGGAUUUCAGUGAAAAUAACAAUACUGAUAGUAGGCUCACACCUUUUUACUGAUGUGGAAAUCAUGGUUAUUGCUUGAUUACUGAAUGUGUAAAUAAUAUCUUAUGUGAUCUGCAACCAUGGGACCUUCAUUCUCAUCACAUAUAUUUAUUUACUUGAGAGGAAACAAGCUAGAAAAAGAUGAAAUGACAAUGGGAUUUGCUAUCAGCUAUCAUGUUGUGGCUAUACUUAAACUGUGACCUCAUAAGAGCAGAAAGAAAAUUGGUAGCAUCGCUGGGUCACAAGGGUGAAACAAGAGGAGGAAAGACCUUUAUUCCAGAAACUGAAAAGUGAAGUUGUGCAGUAGUUCUAUAACAGAUCUGCUUAAGAGCAUUAAUUAGUGAGUCAGAAGGCUACUCUCCAUUAUGCAAUAGGUUUUCCAGCUCACUGGCAUUAAACCAGUUCCAAUAAAGAUCAUUUUUGCUCCUUCGAAAUUUUCUCAUGAAAGAAAAUCAUUUGAAACCUUUGAUUACUGGGAUGCUGUUUGUUUAUCAAAGAAAGAACAUGAGGGACAUUGCCUUUUUAUCUUUAAUGGGAAACCUCAGAAAAAUGAGGGUGGGCAGUAGGGAACACAGGGGUAGGAGAGAAAGUUUAAUAUCCAACACAUUUUGGACAUCUCAUACUGUAUAUAUAAAUGUGAUGUAUGCAGAGCUUUUAGGAUUUCUAUACAUGAUUUUGUAGUAGUAGUAGUAGUAAUAAAUACUAUACUAUACUAUACUAUACUAUACUAUACUAUACUAUACUAUACUAUACUAUACUAUACUGUAAUUUGUCCCAACUGUUUCAUUGCCCUUAAUUCACUGGUAUACCAAGGUACAAAUGCCGGAAACUCUCAGGGCAACCCUGUCAAGCCCCACACUGGGGCAAGAGCUUGAACAGGGCUACCUGCUCUAUCUUCCAGGGCAUUCAGGAAUCCAUUGGAUUCCUUUAGUCUCUGGGAACAUACCAUCAUCUCUCCACCACCCCUUACAAGGGGAAGACUGGAGCCAUAAGUCCAAACUUCACCAGGAAACGAUCUGACUAUGACAACAAGGUAACACCCACGCAGCCCUUCCUCUACCUGGAGCAAAAACUGAAUCAAGGGUGUGGUCUGCCCUAUGUGUCAAUUUGCCAGCUUAGUCAGAGAACCUGCUCAGCAGCAGGGUAGAUGAUUGGCAUAUAUCCAUUUCAGUUGUCAUGUUUAGUGAAGCUCUCUGCUGAAGUAAAGCAAUUUAUCUGGAUGGCUUUUACCAUGUACUGUACAUAGUUCUUCGGAGAAAAAAAUGAUUUAUGUGGCACCCUUCUUGGUGAUAUAUAUUAUCACUAUGAUAGAAUUGCUGAUUGUUCUUAUGUUUCACUCUAUCUAAGAAGAUUUAUUCUUUCCCAAAACUUUUCAGCAGGAGGUAUAAAUAUAUUGUGCAAAUGACCUGCUGUCCUUAGCGUUGAACUGCAUAGCUAUGGGUAAAAUAUAGAAUUUUGUACGUGCUUCUGCUUUAAUUAUCGCAAUGCAAACUAUAGUGAAUAGUAUGUCCCAAGGGAAAAUGCUUAUGGUACUUUAAAAGGAAGCAGAAAUAAUUUAGAUCAUAACAAGUGUUGUCCUGCAAAAAAUAAUUUUUAAAAAAUGGUGGGAAGUGCUCCUGCGCAGGGUCCAAAUCACUACAUUCCUUUCAUCUGUUUGGCUUGCUCAGCCCUCAUUGGGCUAUUGGGGUUUCUUAUCUCUGCAAUUUUGGUUGGUUUUCCCCCUUCAAGUUUGGAUUUUUAAAAGGUGUGUGGUAGAGGCACUUAUACCCUGUCACAGCUACAUUAAAAUAAUUGAUUUUUCUAUCCAUGUCUUUGGGAAGAUCUCACUUCUGUUCUUAGCGACAUUUUAAAUUAGUUUCUUCAGUGCAAAACAGGAAGUUAUCUAUCCAAUCAGGGAGAUGCUUUUUCCUACUAAUAUAUAUUUCUCUGUCCUCAUGUUCCAGGCAGUCCAUUCUAGUCUCCCUUCCACUCAGUUGUCAGAUCCACACACCCCGGUCUUACUCUGUGAGGGCGAGAGCUCUACAAUUGUUUUUUGUACUUUAUGUGUACCUUGGGGUUGCCUCAUGUCUGCUGGCACUUCUUUUUUGCGUGAUAAUGGUGUCUACAUGAGCGUGGAGCAACUUGGAAUUACAUUAGUAUAUAGACAGGUCAGAUCCUGCAAUAUAAUGUUGCAUCAUAUCUCUGUUAUGUUUGUGUGUAUGACCUGAAGGAGCUGAAAAGUGAAUGUUAACAUGAAAGUCAGGAGUGCCUGCUCCAACUUAGGUCUGACUUCAUGUCCAUUUGUUUUGUAUAGCGUUUGAGCAUUUGAAAGUGCAACCAGUCAACAUGCAAGUCAAUGAAUCAUGAGGCUUCUUCAGGCAGAAUUAUCCUGAAUUGCAUCAGUGCUGUAUCAGCCAUUACUUAAGCGAUGAUGGCUUCCACACUAGUCCCUCACACUGGAAUUGCCAAAUUUUGUUCACUCACUUUUUAUGGGAAUCAAGUGCACUGAUUGACUGUUUGAGGCAGAGAGGGAGGGGUUAGACCCCCCUUCCCCUUCAAGGAGCAGAUUGGCAGGGUUUUGCAGCUUUUUCAAAGGAGCUGCACUUAUGCAGCCCCAGCUGCUACACCCACACCCUGUUGCUUGCAACUAUAUAUAUUUAUUAAGAUAGAAAUGAAAGAAAAAGGUACAUCACUCCAUGUUUUAACUUCGCAUUCAGCAGGCCUUGCAUAUUUUAUUCAAGUUUUUUUCAAGAUAAUGGUAGUACAAAAAGUUCCACUUUUUAUUCCAUUUUCUGCUUAUCUAUAUUUGUCACCUGAAGUUUUCCAGUCCACAUAACUGCUAAGUUAAUAAAACAGGAUAAAAGAUGCAGCUUCUUAUCCAACAAGGAAUAACAGCGCACGAAAACAGCCAUUCAUGCUCAGAUUUUCCUGGUAAAUCAGGAACUAAUAAGGUGGGCAUGUACAUCCAGUAAAGACUGACUUUUUCAUUAUAAUGCACAUCUGAAUGACAGACACCUAAUGCCCAUACAAUGGUGUGAAGGAAGAAGUGCCUUAUCAUCUAAUUGGGCAUAUACAGUGCCGGAUUUACGUAUAAGCUAAAUAAGCUAUAGCUUAGGGCCCCACUCUCUUGGGGCCCCCCAAAAAAAAUUAAAGGGGAAAAAACUGGAUGUACAUUUCCAAAAAUAAGAUAAAAAACAAAUAAAAUAAAACUUACAUACAGCAACAGUGUUUUGUGUUGUGUAUGGACCUAUUAGGUCCAUAAAUUUGCAUAUAGCAUAUAUUCAACCAAAAAAAACAGCGACAAUUUGUUGUUGACAAAGGACAGGUGGACAUAUAAAGGGCCCCAUUACCUUCAGUAGCUUAGGGCCUCAUCAAACCCAAAUCCCAGCCACAGUGUUUAAACCACUAGUCACACAAAUGUCCACACAGCUCAAAUUCCAACUUUUAACAACCGCAUAUCCUGCCAGGAACUGUGAAGUAUACAGACACAUCUAUUGGUUAAAUCAAGCAUUGCAUAAACUUUUCAUCUCAGGAGAUCGACAAAGGUAAGGUUUCCUUAUGGCAACUUUUUUUGGUGAAGAAGAUAUCACUUACUUCUGAGUAGCCAUAGCUAGGUUUGUGCUGCUAGACUUCUAAUGUCAGUGUCAUAUCCCACUGAUCCGGUCAUAGAGUGUAUAAAAACACACCUGCAUUGCAAAACUCUUUGGAAAUUUUAGAAGAAAUGAGCUAAGCAGAGGAGUCCCAAAAGGUAUAAUAAAUGUAGAAAGCAAGGGAUUCAAAAGCUUUAGGAAGGUCAGAUAACCUGUUGUAGGCUGCAAUCCUAAUCCCAUUACCUGGCAGUAAGCAUCAAUGAAUUCAAUAGGACUUACUUCUGAGUAGAAAUGGUUAGGUUUGUGUUGCUAGACCUCUAAUGCCAAUGUGGGAUACUUUCCCAAUCCACAUAUCCUAGCAAGUAAGCGGCAACAGAAUGUUUGAAGAUACAACUGUGUGCAAAGAUCUUUGCACAUUUCAGAAGAGACGUGGGAUGGAGGGGUGAAUUCAAAGGUUUAAAGAAACUCCAAAUUAGGGUGAGGAGCUGUCUCUUUAAGAAACCACUGAGGCACUGGAGAAAGGCGGAGGAGAAGCCCUCACCUGCAGCUGCAGCCAAUCAUAAGCUACGGCUUAUUUUAUUUGGGAAUAGUGUUACGUGCAUAAGAUUUGAUAGAACAUGCCAGAACAUUGGUGUUAUUAAGAUAGCAAUGCUAUCUUUCCUUAAAUUAUCUUUAUAACAAACUGAUAUAAAAAGGUAAGUGAAAUUAUUAUGAGACCACAAAGAUAAGUGAUGAUAAACUCUCCUUAAAGUCUUUCCAACAUCUCCCUGAUGGUGGUAAACAGAUUCCUAGCACCUAUCAUAGAAUCAUGUUUCUUCUAUUUUGUGCUUGCUGACAAAUGCACCUAAUAAAUGUCAGUCAAGAAAAAGAUCUGAAAUACACUUGUUCAGAGAUUGCCUUGAGCUUUUCACACAAGGUUAAAGCAAAUAGAAAAGUUGUAUCUAUUCUCUUUAAUGUUGCUUUCCUUUUAACUUUUGACCUUCCUAGUGAGCUGUAUUUUUCUUACUGGAUUGAAAGAAGUAUUGGGUUGCCACUGCAUGGCCAGUGAUCCUUCCUUUAAUUUCCAGAAAGCAAUUUCUGAAGGUUCAGCUUUACAGUAACCAGGUUACUGGAAAGAGCAUCUGGAAGAUAAUAAAAUAAGUAUCAAAGCUGAUAUUUGAGUAAGGUGAUAUGUCUUUCAACUAUCUGCACAUUCAUGUGUGGUGCUUCUGCCAGUACCAGCCAGUGGCGCUUUGAGAACAGGUUCACCAAAGCUCAGUUAAGGGUGAUGAGUAUUCUCAAAAUCAGUGCACACCCUUAAAAAACCUAGAUCCUGGACAAUAGAAUUGUCCUAUGUUGACAUCUUAGUCCUGUUCAGGCAUGCUUGGGAGGAGAGUGCAGACAUCCUAGCUAGCUCUGCCCCCUCCAUGGUGUCUCUUCAGCCUCUGCAUAGAAUCACAGAAUUGUAGAGUUGGAAGGGACCAUGAGGACCAUCUAGUCCAAUGCCCUUCAAUGCAGGAAUCUUUUGCCCAGUGUGGGGCUUGAACUCAUGACUCUGAGAUUACGAGCCUCAUGCUCUACCAACUGAGCUAUCCAAUUUGAUUGUUUUCUGUGUGUUCAAAUCUGAAGGUCUGAUCACGCAGAGUUAGAAAGCAGGUGAGGAGACUCCAUGAGUACACCGGACUCUCUGCUGCAGACACCUGCCCUCCAGAGAUGGCAAAGAGAGGGCAGACCUAGCUAUUAUGUUCCCACUCUCUCCUUUAUUGUAUGAGGGGGAGAACUUUUGAAUGGGGCCCUUGUCUUCUUGGGAAUCCCAUUUUAAAAGUAAGAUUGUAGCUGCCACAUGGAUAGCAUCUGCUAAAACUCAAGAGUGGUGCUAAAGCUUAGAAGUCUCAUUGGACAAAUAUUUUUGUGGCUAGGAGUUGGAUGAAGACACCAGGUAGCAGUAGGAUUCAAAGGCCAGAAUUUUGUUAAACAAGGAUGUGCAAAGAGCAUUAGGGGGUGGAGAUUAUCAGACAUCUGUGGGCAUUCUGCAACUUAAGAAGAAAUGGAAAGGGCCAGAGCUCAAUGGAGCAUCUGGUCUCCAUGCAGAAUAUCCAAAGUUCAAUCAGAAAACGGGUCAUGCAUCAGAAACGUUGAGCUUUUCGUUCAUCAGAACUUCAAAAACCCUGGUCUUAAUAAAGCAGGCCAGUCUCCUCUUGCCCUUUCAUUUAAGUUUCAUCUGUGUGUUUAUAAUGGGACAGGAAAAUAUCCAGAAAUGGAUCUAUAUACAUAUAUUGGAUUGAAGGAUAAGAGUGAUAUAUGAUUCUCACAACCAGCAGCUUCUUAGUUUGAGAACUUGAAAGUUCUUAUUAGACCAGAGAGUGGUCACAUGUGAACCCAGUUAACUAUUUUAUCAAUUGGUCUAAAGCAUCUAGUGAUAGUUCCUUUAGAUAAUUUGAUCGUCCAAGGAGACAAAAGAUUGUGCUGCAAUUGGAGCGGUGCAAGAAGCAAUAAACUCAUUUUUAAUGUUUCCUAGGAUGUUAUUUCUGUAAGAACAAUUUUUGACUUACUCAAACCCCCUGGAAAUCUUUGGCACAAAAGCACAUGAAAUUAAGCCCUUUGUGUUUAUCUCUAAAGGUGCCUACCCAGUUAAAUAAAUUAAACAAGCUUGGUUUGAUGUGCAUGUGCUGCUCAGAAGCACACUUUAGCAACAGCAGCAAUAAGGAAAUUGAGGCAGGAGGAUAAUUUAGAAAAUAUCAGCUGCAGUAUAGAUUUGUGUGGAGAGUAUAAAAUGCAUUGCAACCUAAAAAAGAUGAGCACACAUGGCAGUCAUGGAUGGAGUUAGAUUUAGCAGCCCUGGAAAAAGCUCAGUUACAUUUUGGGCUUUGAUAAGGGAUAAGAGGGUGUAAGAAUGCUAUUGACAAUAAAAUUACUUCAUUGCAUUGGCAUGCUUACUUCCCUUCUUUUUUUAGACAGUCUACUACCAUGAUCAUUCCAUGGGAAAACACCUAGGGGACAGCAAAUAGAUAUUGUGCCUAUUCACAAGAGGUUCUAAGACAGAUCCAAAUAAUUUUAAACCAAUUAGGUUGCUUAGUGUUGUUUCUAAAUUGUAUUCUAAAUACUUUUGGGUUGUAAAAAGUUGAGUUAAAGCUGAAGAACAGGUGGAGUUUAUAAAACUACAACAGAGCUGUGUUUUUUCCCUCCACCAAUCGAUUAAAAAUACAGCAUUUUACUGUGAAUUUCUUCUAAUAAGCAUAUUUUACAUGCACUUUUCACUAAUAUACACAUUUUUGAAAGCAGCCUUUGCUGAUAUAAUGCAUUUUGUAUGCUAUUUUCAUAAAUAUAUGCAUUUAUAUGCACACUUUAUGCAUAUAUAUAUAUAUAUAUAAUUACAUGGCUGAAGAACUGCAUUGCAAAAUUCAGAGAAGCGCAAAUUUCAAAGGAUGGCUAUAUUUCGGUUUGCCUCUGGUUUCAGAAAGUGGCAGGAAUGCCAGUGAUUGGACCCAAGACCAUCUGCACGCAAAGCAUUGGUGGCAGUGCUUGGUGGAUUUAUUUCUAAGAAAGAGUUACUAAUGUUGCUUGUGAGACCCAUAUGAUCCAGAUGGUGCUUAAGAAUACAAACAGGUCCUUCAGAUAAUGCAGGUAGGUCACUAACAACUUUCCUGACUUUCCACAGACAGGGUGACUUUGGAAUAAACAGGAGGCAGGGACUGUUGGGCUGCCAUUUUGAUGCUGGUGGCAAUGUGUGGAUGCUGCAAUAAACAUUCAUGUAUGAGAAGUGCCCAUCCUCAAUAAACAUGCAUCCGAAAGCACUCACCGUGGAUACAGCUGUUUGUCUUUGGUAACAGAAAAAGAGAAGCGCUUCUCCCAAAAUGUUCCAGUGCUAUGUACAAAUCUCAGGCAUCUCAAGUCAUGGAGGGUACCAUCAGAAAUAGAUGGUUAAGACAGCAGUAUGUGGAAACUCAGCAUCUUGGAACUGAUUUUGCAUCUCCAAAAGGAUAGACCUGAUUGAACUAUCUAGAGAGCCAAAGCCACAUCUGUAAAGGGAUAACCAGACUGGCAGUUUUUCUUCUCUGUUCCUGAUAUUGGUACUAGGUGGAGGAUGCAACCAACACUUUCUUUUAUGAUCUAUCGGUGUUUGUUCUCCACAUUCUGGUUGCUCCUCCCCUUCUGCUUCAUUUUAGAGAAACAGAGUUUUGAUUGGCUGGCCUGGACACAUUUGAUGCUCCUUCAGCUCCUGGCCAUUUUCUCUCUUUCCAAAAAUAAUAAUCUGAGCCUUCUCUUUUUAAGAAAAGUAUUUUAAAACAAUGAAUUGGUGCCUAUGCAGAUCCACACAUAGGCAAAGUCACGAGGGUGCUGAUGAUGCCAUCAGUCAAUCUGAACUUCAGAAGCUGAACAAUUUUUUUUUCCCUGUGGAAGAUGUUUUGUAACCAUCCCUAUUGUCCUUGUAUUUCUUGCCUCUUGAUAACUAUUUGCUUUCCAGUUUGAAAUAAUGUAUGGAAAGUGUUUAUCUGCUUUCUUCAAUAUUCUGUUGUCAGACACAGUGAACAUUAGUGGUGUUGGCUGAGAAAUCUUUGUCGGGAAUCUUGUUUUCUAAAGCAUUAUUUGUGUCCUGCAAGAAGCGCUAUUCUUUUAUAUAAAUAUAUAUUCUUGGCUGACACUUUCAGUGUAGCAGAUUGUUGUAUCUUCCCACAGGAUAAAAUUCACAAGGAGUGUCUGCAAAAUCAAAAGGAGAAUAAUUCUACCUAGCCCCUGAAUUUCCACAUUGCUCUUUGUGUGCAUAUUCCUAUAGACACUGCACUGCUUGUUGAAAAUCAUGCAUUUGUGUUGUACAUGAGAGAGCCAGGAAGGGAGGACAAGACUAUAGCUCAGUGGCAUGCAGAAGGCCCUGGGUUCAAUUUCUGGCAUAUCUGUGUGCAGCUAAGGAAGAUUCUGGUCUGAAACCCUUGGAAAGCCACUGCCCAUCACUGCAGACUAUUAGCUGAUGGGUUGGGACCCAUUACUAAGUUGCAACCUGAUCUAAGGUGAAUCACAACAACAGUGCUGCCUCCAUACAAUAUAUGGUAAAAUCAAUGAAGAAAUGGUCCCCAAAUGCAUGUUUGGGUUAAAGAUGGGUUCUGAGCAUCCCAGGCUUUGUGAUAUACAUUGAUGGAAUCCACCUCGGCUAGAGGGAGAGGAGAAGAAUGGGGUGGGUGAAGCUCUGGGUAUUAGUGUACGCUGUAUGGCCAUGGCUACUGUGCUUUAUGCAUUUCUGCCUGUAAACUGCACUGUGGUUUAAAAUAAUUUAUUGGUAUUUUCAAUUAUUACUCUUUUUUUGGCUUUUUCUAAAUACUGCUAUUGGGAUUCAUUUAAAAUGGGUUAAGUGUUAGUCGGUGAUAUCAGCCCUAUUAACAUUUGUAUUGUGUUUGAGCUCCACAUGCGUGGGGCGUGGGGAUGAGUGUGUUAGCUCCACUCCUCCAUCGUUGCUCCUGUUGCCACCCAAAAGCAUGACUAUCUGUAAAGAGGAGCCCGGGAGUCUCCCCUCCCGGUGCAGAGUUAGGAGGAGGAGCUCAUGCCUUCAUCUUCACACUCCCACUUCAUGUGCAGAGUUCACACACAACGCAAACACUUGAACGGGGCCGUUGUGUGUUUCACGAUGAAUCUGUAAUGCUGCAAUGAGUCUUAGGUUAAAUUUUCAGAGGGUUAGCUAUGUUAGUUUGUUGCAGGCACCAAAACAAAUCAAAGAGUUUUGUGGUACUUUAAAGAAUAACCAAUUUCAUUACGGCAUAAGCUUUUUUGGGCUAGAGCUCACUUUGUCAGCAGUAUUGAAGUACGAUCAUCCGUUGUUGUGUGUGUGUGUGUAUUACACACACAUGGGUGUAAAUGGAGCAAAAUAUAUAAAUGUUGGAGUCAAAUAGGACUUUAAAGUACCACCUGUGACAUAUCAUUAGAGGCAAAAUAAAUAAAUAAAUAAAACCCUACUAAAAUGUAGUAUAGUUUAGUGAUUGAUAUUGCUUUUAUUACCGUUAAUUUGCUAUGUUAUCACAAUGCUAUUUCCUAUAGGGGGGAAAAGAAAGAACAUCAUGACUAAAUGUAUUUUCUUAACAUGGGGAUGGAAGUCCUAGGCCAGUCUUCCCCCAGUCUGGUGCUUUCCAGUGUGCUGGCUGGAGGGAGGGACGGAUGGGAUUUGUAGUCCAAAAUUUAUGGAGGGCACUAAUUUGGUGAAAGCUGCCCUUAACCAUUAUCAGUUCUCCAUAUGUUCUCUGGUGGGAUCAUGGACUGAUGAGUCCUUUACAGAUUAACUCAAGUAAUCUAGACAGCAGUAUGCCAAAAUAAGAAUAUAAAGUUCACCAUGAGUAGCACUAUGCCAGAGUAGAUAUUGAGCCAUGCAUAUUAGAUACUCAGUUAUGUGUACUAUAAUCAGCCAUUUAUUCAAGAUAGUGGGUUGCUAGCUGCAUAUUACAAAGGAAGGCUGGCUAGAUAAAUAAGUAGACAGAUGAUAGACACACACAUGCACACAUCAGAAUAAAAAUCCAGUUUCACUUCAGCAGGGUUGGGGUGUGUGUGUAAUCCCUGGCAGCUGAUAUUGUGAACUGUUGAACUCUAUGCAUGAAAUUGAGUGUGUCCACCAAUACUUCUCCACAAGUUUAGUUUAUUGCGGCAAAGCUUCAUUCCAUUCAAAGUAUUUGUAUAGUUGUUUUGGUGAAUUGCUAUCUCCUAACUUGCUAUAGCUGAGAUGAUUGUGUAAGUUGAUUACAUAAUACAUAGCAUGUAAAAGGAAACAGCAGCUGAGCAAUGGUAUUUGCUGUUCUUCAUCCAAGCGAGAAGGAAAGGUUUUUCCUUUCAAUGAAUAGCAACUGAAAAAAGAGAAGGAUAUCUGUCAAGGUCUAAGCAAAAAUUGAAAACACGCACCUUUGGUCCUUGUUUUGCUGUAGUUCUUUUUAGAACAGGAGAUAAUGGUCUUUUUUUAAAAAAAAAAGCCAGCAAGAUUUUUGCUGUUACACAGCUUAAGUGUGCAAUGUUUUGCUCGCAGUCUGUCUUCGCUGUCAUCAAAAUGUAAUUUCUCUAGACUCACUGUGGGCUGCAACAGAUUUCUUGGAAAUGAAGGUUGUGUUGACACCCACAGGCUAGUAAUGUUUUCACAAGAAAGAACAUGACUUUAUAUUUGACUCUUUUGAAAGGAGAUUAGCAGCAGUAAGAUGUGUAAGAACUGCCAGGUUCUCCCUACUCUCCUCUUGCCCCACCGAUUCUUCUUUCUUUCUGAGCCCAUUCUCUAGGUAGGUGCAACUAAGUGAAGUAUUUUAGGCUUGAUUCACAUGGAUAUCAGGUGGGGGGGGGAGGGAGUAAAGCUGACACUAUCAAAGAUGGGGAGGCCAACAGAGCUGGCAUGCAAAGCUGUUUUGAUUCCCCCUCCUUCUGCCUCUUUCUACCCAUAAAGUCUCAACUAACACAAAUUGAGAAAAUGCAGUGCCUACUUUUCAUGGAUUUGUAGUAAACCUAUGCCUUGUAUUGGGGUUAAUCUAUUAGCUCCACCUAGUGGAGCCACCUAGUAACUGCAUAGGAGUUCAUAGAAUCAUAGAAUCACAGAAUUGUAGAGUGGGAAGGGACCCCAAGGAUCAUCUAGUCCAACCCCCUGCAAUGCAGGAAUCUCAGCUAAAGCAUCCGUGAGAGAUGGCCAGCCAAACUCUGCUUAGAAACCACCAAGGAAGGAGAGUUGACCACCUCCUGAGGGAGUCCAUUCUACUGUCAAACAGCUCUUACUGUCAGAAAGUUCUUCCUGAUGUUGAGUUGGAAUCUCCUUUCUUGUUACUUGAAUCCAUUGGUUUGGGUCGUACCCUAUGGAGCAGAAGAAAACAAGCUUUCUCCAUCUUCUAUAUAGCUAUUAUAUUUCGUCUCAGUCUCCUCUUUUCCAGGCUAAACAUACCGAACCGUUCCUCAUAAGGCUUGGUUCCAGACCCUUGAUCAACUUGGUUGCCCUCCUCUACACACAUUCCAGCUUGUCAACACCCUCCUUAAAUUGUUGCACCCAGUACUUCAGAUGUGAUGUGACCAAAUCAGAAUAGAGCGGUACUAUUACUUCCCUUGAUCACUGCAUUAGCAAAAUGUAUAUAAUGCCUGCUGGCCCUGCCCUUGACCUUCACAUAUUUAGCAGAACCUAAGUGUGUACAAACUGUACAUGCAUAGUCCAUAUUCAGUCCAAGCAAUCUGGUACACUUAUGCAAUCUGGUACACUCAGCAUGUGACCACCUGAGCUCUAGGCACUUGACAGUGUUGGCAGCAUGUAGUUAAUUGAUAAGCUUUGCACACAAUCCUUUGUACACAAGUUGAUGUUACUUAGGCACAGCUGGGAUUUUAAAUUACUGAUAGAAGCUGAUACAUCCCAGAGAAAAUCUGAUGUCUCAAAUACAGCUAGUGGAAAGAUUUGUAAUCUAAUGUGGACUGAAGUCUAUCACAGUGGUUGAUAGUGUGGACAUAUAUGAUGAUUAAAAAGUCUGUAUACGGGGAGGGAGGGAGAGAGCGAGCGAGAGAGAGAGCGAGAGCGAGAGAAUAUUAAUAAUAUCUUGUAAGCACAAGUGAAAAGGAAGAAUUUGGUGUGAGAUUUCUAACAAGGAAGUGACUCACUGCCUCUCCAGGAAAAUAUUCCAGAUAGGUGGGGCUGGAAACAUUGCAGAACUUCUUGUCACACUGUGACCCAGUGAGGGCUGCACAGAGGGUUAUAGUGAAUCCUGGAACUCUGGAAGCUUCCUGAGAACCAGACAGUAUAGCUUGUGGCCACAACACCUCAAGCUGUUGGUUGUUGCUUCCUAGAGUAGGGUCAGCCUGAUUCAUUACAAGGUGGGAGAUUGCCAAGGAAAACAUAGGUGGAAGGAGAAGGAAGAGGGCUUGUGAUUCAGUAGGUUAUGCUCUUCUUAGUGAGUCACAAGUGAACCAUCAAAUCUUGAACUUUAUGCUGCUGGUGGUGGACUCCGCUGCACCCUUUCCUCUCUUUCAAUCUUGCCAUCACACAACAUCCCUACCCUUUAUCUAUUUAUUUUCCAUUUAGAUGACUUCGGCACACAGUGGUGGGGUUUAAUGGAGCAGCAUUGCUGCCGCCACCACUUCCACAGCCUUUCUGUGUGCGCUGGCCAAAGCGGAAGGAUAGGGAGAAGGGGGGGAAAGAUAUCUUACCUACUCUAGCUCUCAGCCUGCUACAAUGAAGAGGCCCGGAUUGGGCCCUUUGCUGGCAUGUGGUGGCAGAUCCUGCACUGUCCCAGCUUCAUCUCUUCCCCAUCUCCAAAACGACCUGUUCAGAGGGUUUCCACAGGGCACCACUGGUGGGGAUAUCACCAAUGGUAGCUGCUGCGAUCGGGCAAUUGGAUCACUCUUUUUUUGUUUAUAUCCACCAAGGUGAAAGUGUUAUUGUGCUCAUGUCAUGUGAGGGCUUCUGAUAGGCAUCUGGUUGGCUACUGUGAGAACAAACAGGACCAGCAGCUAGAGGCAAAACACUCUAACAAAGCAUCCAAAUCUACUCUUGUCAGUUUUCUGGUGCCAACUGAAGACUGUUCUCUUUUUCUGGGCCUUUAUUAACUUCUUGAGCAUUUGGGAGAGAGAUGACAGAUGGAUGUGUUAAUGAUAUUUUAUUGCCAUAUUGGCUUUUACAUUGUGAUCUGCCCCAAUAUCACUUGUGAUGAGGGGUGGAAUAUAAAUUCUAUAAAUAAAUGCAUAAACAACAGGACUGUUCUUCAUGGCUUGUGUGGAGUUCAGCAUAAAAGUCUACUGUGACUUCACUUUGGCCCUCCACAAAGCAAACCAGCCACAGGCCACUAGGUCAGGUGGUUGCAAAGUACUUGCAGAUCUUUAAAUGUCAAUGCACUUGGAGCUAUGAAGUCUGCCCACGUUGAGCAGCUUCAAGGCUAAGCUCAACAAUAGCACUGAAUUUUUGAACACACACAAAUGAACACCCUCAGUUUGGAAAGUUACAAGUUGAGCACCAAACUCCAACCUAAGGUUUGUCCCUAGCUUUUUCUCCUUCUGGUUUCCUAUUCCCCUUUUCAAACCUUCCUGUGGCAGCAGAUGGGAAGCUAGCGCCAAGAAAGACUGAAAAUAGGGCCCACCUUUAACUUGGCAUGUUUCCAGCACCUCAAAAUGGAGUGUUCUGAGCAUACUUGACUCAAAUACCUUUGUUGAGUAAACCAGAACACAGGAAUCAAUGCUUUCUAAUUCUUCCUGCCUCAACCUAUUCAUCUAAGAGGAAUUAACUAUAGGUCCCAGGAUGUGUCACAGUAAUAGAGCUCUUGGAGUCUGUUUUGUCACCAGGAUAUUGCAAAUGUAAGAACACUCCCCACACACUGCUUCCCCAGCUCCCCCUGCUGCUUGUUUCUGUUUUAAAAUGUUACGUAUGGGGAAAGUGGGUGGCAGGAAAGGCAGAAGAGAGGGUGCAGAGCUACCCUCGGCUGAUCCUUCUGAGUUCCCAAAGAUCUAGUGAGACAAGCUUGAGGGUUUUUUUAAUAAGAAGUAUUCUUUGGAAUAACUCAGAUGGUCUAAGUCUGUUCUGAAUCAAGGUUGCAGUGGGGGGGUUGCCUGCCUUUAGCUGAAUAUUCUUGCCUCCUAGUACCUACUGAUUUAUGGUUACUUGGCAAUGAGUGGCUUCAACCCCACCUGCCCCUAGUUGUGGCAGUUGUCCACUGGAAUGCAAGCAGAAAGUGAAGCUCCUAAUCCCAGUGUACUUUAUUGUCUUUCCUCCAUUUUAGGCACUGGGUAAAAACGCUUCCUCUUCACCCAGACCUUAGUUUGAAUGGUUUUUAAUAUAGCUCAGUAGGUAGAGCAUGAGACUCUUAGUUUCAGUGUUGUAGGUUUGAGCCCCAAGUUGGGCAAAGGAUUCCUAUGUUGUGUGGGGGGGUUUGAACUAGAUGAUCCUCAUGCUCUCUUCUAACUCUACAAUUCUAAGUAUUUGUGGCCUCUUUUAGUGGGGCAGGAUCUGCUGGACUUAUCUUUUAUUUGUAUAGAAGUGCUUCUUUGUUUUAAGUAUUUAUUGAUCGUGUUUAUUGCAAUUGGUUUUAGUGUUUCUAUUGUAAGUUGCUUUGAGUCAGUUUUAUGAGUAAAGUGACUUAAUGAUAAUAAUAAUUAAUAUCAAUCUUUGGAUUUGCAUUAACUAUUGCCGUGAUGCCUGGUUUCCAGAACAGAGUGCAGCCUGAAUUGGUCUGCUCAUUCUUUCCAGGAGUUUGUGGGAACGCUUUCUGGCUGCGCAGGAAUAUUGGGCCUGUGGAACACUGA
Podarcis lilfordi (Lilford's wall lizard) is the source of this 23261-nucleotide messenger RNA. NCBI's taxonomy places the organism in Eukaryota, Metazoa, Chordata, Lepidosauria, Squamata, Lacertidae. The record is from the annotation of a GenBank genome assembly.